UUACAUCACCGAUGUGUAUCGGUAAAUAAUAAAAACGUGUAUCAUCAUGUUUUAAACGUUUUUCUUUUAAAAUCUACUUAUAAAAAGAGUAUUUAAAUGACACCCAGUCAAGAGAUAUUUUAAGUAAUGUGGAUUAACCUUCAUUUUUCAUACUGACAUGGUUAUUUCUGGAAUUGGGUUAGCUAUUCGCACUUUGUUAAUCAUUCAAGGUUACCUACGUCAUCGGAAGAAAAUAAUCUCUAAACAAAAGCAAAUCUUGUCUCCUCCCUUAAAAAGAAAUCAUUUCAGUAUUUUUUCUUUCAAAUAAUGACGACUUAUUAAAUAUUUUAAGUAAAUUAACAAUGAAAAUGUAUUUGACAUUUUUUUCCAAUAUUUACGACGCAUGUUUAGAGAGUGCGUCGGAUUAUAUCCUAUUCAAGGAAGUUGUACUGGAAUCCAAGGUCAUCGGAGGGCGAAUGGGAGUAGGGCAAGUGCACUUUAUGACGUUAUAAACACAGAGAAUAACUCAUACUCGUCAUUUAUGAUAUUGACAGCGCCAGCGACGGUUGGAUCGUGGAUUACAUUACUGAAACGUUCACAUCUAUUCUAUUGGGAAAAGAAUUACUUGGAAAAUAAUUUCAUGGGAUUAGGAUUUAUUUAACAAAUUACACCUAGAUGUUUGACUUGACUGUUGGAACUAUGUCACAGUGUUAUGAUCGGGGAUCAAUCUGUGCGUGCCCUCCCGUGGCAUAUGAACCGCACAAAAUGCAAAGACUUAUGCCAAGACAUACGUUUUUCUAUCCUAUGGAUUCUUCAUCGAAUCAGCCGAACUUGUUACAAUCAGAUACCUCCGGCCAUGUAAUAGACUGUGAAACAAAGCAGAGCAACACAUUGCAAAGUGUUCUCUUAGGAAAGGUCCCAGCGGCAUAUUCUCAUUUGACUUCUCAUCGAAAGUCACCCUACCAACUCAGUCCACCUCAUAGCGCCUCAUCUCCUCGAAGGAGUCCACACACACCCAACUCAUUCUUGAACAUUCCGUCACGGACGCCACCCAACACUUCACCCUUGUCGUUCCAGAUUUCUCAGGAGAUUCCAUAUCAGCAUCAGUUGUCUCCCCCGUGUCCUGCCAUCGCUUCACCACACCGGUCAUCACCAAGACAUAUGCCAUCGCCACAUUUGAUGCCAUCACCACACCCCUCUUCUUCGCCUCGACAUUCAAUCUCACCUGCUUCAUCUUGUUCAACAGAAAUUUGUCAAGAGGAGCCAAUUGAUCUAUCUUGUAAAGUGGUGAAGGACGAAAAUAAUACUCCUAGCGGUGAAGACAGGGACAAUGGGGGUUUUUCUUUGUUAAGGAACUUACUGUGUGUAGGAAAAAACAAUGAAGCAAGUUCCCAGAAGUCACAGGACAUCGCCAAUGAUCACGGCGACAGUGAGCCCUGUGUGGGGGUACACGUCACCGGAACAACACCCGUGACUCUGGCCAAGAAAAACAUGUACCCAGUGGGAUCGCGUGUGUCGGACUGGCUUGUAAAAGUCAUUCAAUUUGCAAAAUCCAUUCCGGAAUUUGUCAAUCUCUCCCACAAUGACAAAGUUACAUUGAUUUUAAAUUCAUGGACUCGGUUGCUGAUUUUGUACAUGUCGGAGAGUAACUUUCAGUUUGCUGUGACCCCCAUCCAUUCCGAGCAGCAGAGUGAGGAUUGUGAAGGACCCCCACCCAGUCAGCCAACCAUGAAAUCAGUCGAAAAUCUUCAGGGCUUCAUCCGCAAGUGCCAAACGAUGAAUCUCGAUCAGAAAGAAUAUGCUUUCCUUCGAAUGGCAGUUUUGUUUAAUUCUGGUUACGUGGGGUUGGACAGACCUGAUCAGGUAGAACAACUGAACUCUCUAAUCCAGCAACUCCUGCAGGAGCAUGCCCGCUCCACCCGCCCGGCUGACCACCUCCACUACAGCCGGGUACUGCUCUGUCUCCCAGCUCUCUACGGCAUCAACUGCAAAAUGAUCGAAAAUCUCUUCUGCAAGCAUAUCAACGGGAAUAUGGACAUCGAUGUUCUCUUAAAAGAAAUGUUACAAAACUUAUAGCAAUUCCAUGAAGUGAUGUAUUUUUUAAUUGUUGUUUUAUUUAUUUUGUGGACUUUAUAAGACGCUGGGCGUCUCUAUUUUGAUCCUUCAUUCCAUGGAGAGUGCGAAGUCUUAAUGAAUGCGGAAAUGUUGUAAACACUCCUUAAGGUGAUAACAUGUAUGAUAUUAUUUCUUGUCAAGAGUCGUGGUUGACGCACUUUCCUUCUUCUUCACCAUAAUUUGAUGAUUAAGAUAGUUGAGUUAUUGACCUUGAUAUUAUUCGUCCAGAGAUCGCCGACCUUGCGUUAACGGCGCCGAGGGUUCAGUCAACUCCCCGCAGAAAAAAAUGCAUUAUGUUCAACCUUUGGCGAAUUAAAUGAAGUAGAUGAAAAGAUGAGCAUAUGAGGUGAAAGUAAUCAAUAUUGAGAUUUUAUGUUCCUUCGUGCGUCAACCUUUCUUGUCACUGCCCUGUGUAUCAGAAAUGAGAAUGAACAGUCACUAUGUUUAGUUUGAUUGUCGUAAACAUAUGAGUAAAUGUCAUAUCCAUUUUAAUUUAUUUUUCUUUUUUUAACAAUAUUAAAAUAUAUAAUAACUCUGAA
Molecule: messenger RNA, 2633 nt
Organism: Ostrea edulis (European flat oyster)
Lineage: Eukaryota; Metazoa; Mollusca; Bivalvia; Ostreida; Ostreidae
Product: retinoic acid receptor RXR-like
Exons: 3
Coding region: 655-2055 (466 amino acids)
Biological process (GO): negative regulation of transcription by RNA polymerase II
Cellular component (GO): cytoplasm; nucleus
Molecular function (GO): transcription factor binding; transcription corepressor activity
Source: RefSeq, a predicted model, not a curated record